AUGAAAAACCUUGAAGAAAUCAAUAAAAAUGGGUUAAAUUCGCUAGAAUUAGGAAUCAGAAUAAUUGACAAAUAUAUAAGAAAAAUUUUGACAACGAAAGAAAUAAGGACAAAUGAGGAAGACCCAUUGCUAAAAAUCCUACUGCUUAAUGAUCCUAAUGACGUCCAAUCACAGCUAGAAAGUUUUAUAAGUGAGUUUAUUAAUUAUGGGGAUAUUGCCAAUAGCUGUGUGCUGGGCGGGCAAAAUCCAGGAAAUGAGAGGACAAUAGAAAUUAAUAGAGAAAAUACUGCAGCGAAAAUAAAAAGCUUAGAAAUAGACGUGGCUGAUUUGAAAAAUGAAGUAAAAAGACUCAGUCAACUUAUUGAAAAUUCAAGCCAAGUAAGCAUAGAUAAGGAGCCUGUUCUAAGUAAUUUAAAUUUAUCAAGAAGUGCUUAUUAUGAGCCAGGGAAUUAUCAUACCUUUCAAGCUGAAAAUCAGCAUCUCAGCUCAAGCCAAGCUUACCGAACAGUAGGAAAUGGUGAUUUAUUUACCUCAAUGAUUUUUCUUCUCCCUGGCCAAAAACAUGGAUUUUCUGAUAUAAAUGAUAAUUCCUACCUCACCUCAGCAUUGCAGAUUCUUGCUAGCUCAUCUUUAUUUGUUGAAUUAUCAAAAAGUCCAAUGGACCCAACGCUACUGAGCUUAAAUAUUUUAUUUAAUGCUAUGAAAAGGUCAAAUUUCCAAAACUUCGUUGAUAAUUUACUAUCGGAUUUUAGCAUAACUUUAGCACAGAACUCUUAUUAUGUAAAUUUUAUAUAG
Messenger RNA from Blepharisma stoltei, 795 nucleotides. Lineage: Eukaryota; Ciliophora; Heterotrichea; Heterotrichida; Blepharismidae. The record is from the annotation of a GenBank genome assembly.